This is a messenger RNA of Dictyostelium purpureum, 1799 nucleotides long. RefSeq lists its product as uncharacterized. Gene Ontology annotation, cellular component: delta DNA polymerase complex; nucleus. The record is from RefSeq and is a predicted model, not a curated record. The transcript has 3 exons. Gene Ontology annotation, molecular function: DNA-directed DNA polymerase activity. Gene Ontology annotation, biological process: DNA synthesis involved in UV-damage excision repair; DNA strand elongation involved in DNA replication; DNA replication. Bases 28 to 1767 code for a protein of 579 amino acids. Lineage: Eukaryota; Evosea; Eumycetozoa; Dictyosteliales; Dictyosteliaceae.
UAUUAAUAUAUUAUUAUUUAGAUAAAGAUGUCGACAGCAGAAGAAAAAGUAGUAUCAAUAUUGGAUGAGUUAAAAAAGAUAAUAUUAGACGAUGGUUUUUCAGUAAACUUUAGAUGGAUAUCAGAACAAUUUAAAAUACAUCCAAAUAUUUCAAAAGAAAUUUUAAAUUAUUUUUAUAAUAAAAAUAAAGAUGAAUUAUCACCAAUUUAUUUAUUAUCAGGGGUUUUAAAAGAACAAAACAAUUCAAUUACAUAUUUAUUAGCAUCAAAUGAUAGUUUGGAUAAUUCAAAGUCAAAAUUCAAAUCAUUACAUAGUGAACAUAUAUAUAGCAUUUCUAAAGGUAAAUCGUUACCAAAAGAUCCUCUUAGUGUAAUUACUCUUUCAUAUAUGGCAUUUAAAGAUAAAUAUAAGAAUAUAGUUGAAUUAGGACCAGAUUAUUUCAAUAAACAAAUACCAAUUAGUUCAACAUCAUUUAAAAAAAGAACAUUAAAAAGAUCAUUACCAAUUUCAGUUGCACCAAUUCCAUUUAGACAUCAAGCAGCAACUUCUAGCACUACUACAACAACAACAACAACUAAUAAUAUUACAGCUACACCAUCAAAGAAACCAGCUGCAUCAACUACACAAACAUUAAAUAGUUUUUUCACUACAGGUGUAUCAUCUAAAGUCGAUUUAUUUGCAAAAGCAAAGGAGGAUGUUCAAAAUAUUUCAUCAAUUACAACCAGCACACCAUCUAAAAAAGAUAGUAAAAAAGAAUUAUCACCAAGCAAAAAGAAACCAGCAGCUAAAAAAGAAAGUAAAAAAUCAGCAUCAAUCGCUAAACCAACUCCAGUACCUAAAAAGAAAAAGAAAUCAUCAGAUAGCGAGGAUGAAUCAGACAAUGACAGCGAAGAAGAACUUAGAUUACCAACCUUCAAAAGAUCUGGAUUAAGAAAUAGUAGAAACCUUGAUGAUUCUGAUGAAGAGAUGAGUAAUAGUGAUAAAGAACCUCAAAUUGUGUCAAAGAAGAGACCAUUGGAUUCUGAUGAGGAAAAAGAUGAAGAAAGUGACAAAGAAACCAAGAAAAAACAAAAGUUGGCUGAAGAAGAGAAAUUGAAGAAAGAUAAAGAGGAAAAAGAAAAGAGGGAAAAGAAGGAAAAGGAGGAAAAGUUGAAAGAGGAAAAGUUGAAAAAGGAAAAAGAGGACAAAGAAAAAAAAGAAAAAAAAGAAAAAGAAGAGAAAUUGAAAAAAGAAAAAGAAGAAAAAGAAAAGAAGGAAAAAGAAGAAAAAGAAAAAAAAGAAAAAUUAUCAAAGAAUAUACUCAUUAAAAAAGAAGAGGUUGAUGAGGAAAUGAAUGAACAAGAUAAUGAUGAGGAAGAAGAAGAGGAAGAGGAAAAACCAAAAAAAUCAAAAAAUAUUUCAAAAUCACCAUCAAAAUCCAAAUCCCCAUCUAAAGCAAAAUCACCAUCUAAAUCAUCAAAGAAAACUAAAGCAGUCAAAUCUGAAGAAGAGGAAGAGCAAGAAGAGGAAGAGCAAGAAGAGGAUAAAUCUGAAGAAGAGGAACCAAAAAAGAAAAUAACUAAAUCGCCAUCCAAAGCCAAGUCACCUGCUAAAUCUGAAGUUGCAGCUCCAGUUAUCAAACAGGCUCCAUCAUCAAAUAAAAAACAAAAAGAAGCCUCUGAAGAAAAAGUAAAAAAACCAACAGCCUCUAAAUCAAAGAAGAAACCAGCCGCCGAGCCUGAUCAAAAACAAACAAAUAUUACAUCAUUCUUUUCAAAGAAGGAAUAAUUUAAAAUAUAAUAAAUUUUUUUUUAAAUUCU